Molecule: messenger RNA, 747 nt
Organism: Neoarius graeffei (lesser salmon catfish)
Lineage: Eukaryota; Metazoa; Chordata; Actinopteri; Siluriformes; Ariidae
Product: histone-lysine N-methyltransferase PRDM7-like
Exons: 4
Coding region: 200-655 (151 amino acids)
Cellular component (GO): nucleus
Source: RefSeq, a predicted model, not a curated record
UCCAACCGCCAGAAAACACUGGAGAAGAAAAAACCGCUGCUCGUCUGAGCCGCUUUAGCCCCUCGAGUUAUAAAAAUAAAAAUACGUUAUUGUGUCUGGCUCUGAGGAUUUAAAACCCUUUAGCCCCUCGAGUUAUAAAAAUAAAAACACAUUAUUGUGUCUGGCUCUGAGGAUUUAAAACCCUGAGCUGUGUGAGGACAUGAAAACAGAGACAUCCAUGGAUGGAGAGACCUCAGAAGCCUGUGUGAAGAAAGAGGAGACGCUGGAGCUGAAUAUCUACAGCUAUGGAGACGAUCUCGACAACCCACCUGAAGGUCUCUCCGUUAAAGUGGAAGAUCCUGACGAUAAAGACUAUCUCUACUGUGAAGUUUGCAAAUCCUUCUUCCUCAACAAAUGCGAGGUUCAUGGACCACCCCUCUUCAUCCCCGAUACUCCUGUUCCCAUGGGAGUCCCUGACCGAGCCAGACAAACACUUCCUCCUGGGCUAGAAAUCCAGAAGUCCAGUAUUCCUGAUGCAGGCCUAGGAGUGUUUAAUAAGGGGGAGACUGUUCCAGUAGGUGCACACUUCGGCCCCUGCCAGGGAGAGCUGGUGAACCGAGAGGAAGCCAAGAACAGUGGAGACUCCUCGGUUAUGAUAUGUGGAGUAGUGGUGUAAAUCGCAAGUUUGAGCACAAUGCGGUCCGACAUCGGUUCUUUUAGCCAGUGUGGUGGAACUUGCCUGUUAAUAAAAAUACUAGUAACACCUCA